This is a messenger RNA of Guyanagaster necrorhizus, 1311 nucleotides long. RefSeq lists its product as uncharacterized. Bases 104 to 1138 code for a protein of 344 amino acids. Lineage: Eukaryota; Fungi; Basidiomycota; Agaricomycetes; Agaricales; Physalacriaceae. The transcript is spliced from 7 exons. The record is from RefSeq and is a predicted model, not a curated record.
CCAGUUUGUCGUCAAUCGGUUGCAUGGUGUCCCGGACCGGUAUCAGCACGUGAAAACUAGACUUUUACUUAACGACGACGACGACGACGAUUCGGUGUCCCCAAUGGCUUCCUUGGCUUCCCAGCCCUACGUUUUCGAUCCUAGGCCCAACUACCCACUGGUAUCAACACUCAAGCGAUACUGGAAACCCUCGUCGCCAUAUCUUGAGGACGAGGAUGCUCUGACAUUGAUAUUUGCUCAUGGAUCCGGAUUUCACAAAGAACAAUGGGAACCUACUAUUGAGGAUUUGUUCUCCUUUAUUGAAGUACAUGGUGGCCUUAACAUCCGUGAAGUUUGGUCGAUAGACGCGUCCAACCACGGCGAUGCUGCUAUAUUGAAUGAAGAAGUUCUGCGGUGGGGUUACGAAGAGACAUUUCGAUGGGAAGAAUAUGCUCGCAGUUUACACGCUCUAUUAAUGGGAUUGGGCACCGGUGUCGACGUAGACUUUACCAGUCGUCGUCUUGUGGGUAUAGGACAUUCAAUGGGAGCUGUAUCUCUACUUUUGUCCAUGACGUUCAAUCCUCGUCCCACCUUCGAAUCUCUAAUUCUGGUUGAGCUGAUGACCAUGAACCAAGAUCAUAGCUAUGCUCCCGGAACGUACCUCUUGAAUGCCUCCCAAAAUCGUAGGGACAUAUGGCCGUCAAAGGAGGAAGCCUAUAUCAUUAUGAAAAGCCGAAAAGGGUUGCAAGCAUGGGAUGAUCGAGUGUUAAGACUUUUUGUGGAACAUGGGCUUCGACCGCUGCCUACGAUUGACUACCCAGACCAGGUAAACGGUGUUACUCUGAAAUGCUCUCGAAAGCAGGAGACUGCCUGUUACCGCGACAAUUUAGGUUUUUCGCGUGCCUACCGUGGCAUGGCGUAUUUCGUCAAGCUGCUACCUAUACACCUAAUCUACGGUGCUAUUGAUGACAUCCUGCCGCCCAAAGUUAAAGACGAUGUAAUUAACAACGCAUGUGGGGGAAUCGAGAACUUGGGAUCUGUUUCCCGAGUCGAGGGUGGAGGUCAUUUGGUUGUUCAGGUGAACCCUAAAGGUUUGGCAGAGAAGAUUUGGGCAGCAUUGACGUCCUCAUCGAAAACUGCAGCUCACGCCAAAUUAUGACGUGCAACUUGUAGUCUGAAUCUUGGCUUUCCACCAAUUGUUCUAGAAAUAUUCGAAUACUUUGAGCACUGUCGAAGUCCAUCGAUAUAAAUGGCAGGUCGGAGAAAAUCUUGUAAGAUACCAGGUAUAGUUGUGUACCCACUAGAUAUAGAACAAGUUUCAUCGGAGCAUAG